Molecule: messenger RNA, 375 nt
Organism: Helobdella robusta
Lineage: Eukaryota; Metazoa; Annelida; Clitellata; Rhynchobdellida; Glossiphoniidae
Exons: 3
Biological process (GO): positive regulation of transcription elongation by RNA polymerase II; transcription elongation by RNA polymerase II
Cellular component (GO): Cdc73/Paf1 complex; nucleus
Molecular function (GO): RNA polymerase II C-terminal domain phosphoserine binding
Source: RefSeq, a predicted model, not a curated record
UCACUUCAUUUGGGCAAUGAAGUGUUUGAUGUGUACACUAUGGGAUUGAGAUCCGAUUACAAUCAUCUCUAUGUCAGGCAGGGACUUGGAUUACAAGGUCAAGCUGUUUUUAAGACAAAACUAACAUUCAGACCGCAUUCAACGGACUCAUUCACCCAUCGUAAAAUGACAAUGUCCCUGGCUGAUCGGUCCAGUAAAACUCAGAAAGUUAAAGUUCUACCAAUUGUUGGCAAGGACCCUGAAUCACAAAGAAGCGAACUGAUCAAGAAAGAAGAUGAACGUUUGAAAGCCGUGACAAGAAGGGAAAACCAGCAAAGGAGGAUGAAAGAAAAAGUAAGUUUGUUGACUGAGCUCCUCUUUUUCCUGCCUUUUUAG